AUGGAAGAACCGACACUUAAAAGGCGUAACCAACGGAAGGAAGGUUCUCACCCUGUCCCCGACAUUGUUCUCCGACGAUCCUGGGCGAAAGGGGCUUUUCUUUCUUUCUUCAAUCGUUCCGAUCAGGACAAGGAUUUUACCGAUGCUGAGGGUAGCUUGUUGCUUACCAAGCCACCCACUUGA
Molecule: messenger RNA, 183 nt
Organism: Dovyalis caffra
Lineage: Eukaryota; Viridiplantae; Streptophyta; Magnoliopsida; Malpighiales; Salicaceae
Source: the annotation of a GenBank genome assembly